Messenger RNA from Drosophila serrata, 2475 nucleotides. RefSeq names its product Octopamine beta2 receptor (gene Octbeta2R). Gene Ontology annotation, molecular function: octopamine receptor activity. Gene Ontology annotation, biological process: positive regulation of MAPK cascade; adenylate cyclase-activating adrenergic receptor signaling pathway. Gene Ontology annotation, cellular component: plasma membrane. The record is from RefSeq and is a predicted model, not a curated record. NCBI's taxonomy places the organism in Eukaryota, Metazoa, Arthropoda, Insecta, Diptera, Drosophilidae.
AUGUUGUUGUGCCCAGAACUAGGCAGCCAGCUGCCGCGGAAAAGAUAUCGCGCCAGGAUACGCAAAAGACAGAAAUGCAUCUACCAAACUGAUCAGGUGGAGGCCAAGGAUCACCUGGAAGAGCAGCAGCAGCUGGAUCUUCUGGGAUCUACACACAGCCAUAGUUAUAGCCAAAGCCCAAGCCAAAGUCUAAGCCUUGCGCGGAUCACGGCAGCUGCCCUUACCACGGCAGCCAUGCUGCACACGACCCGAGCGCUGGCCACCACCUCCUCCGGAGAAGGUUCCUCCUCCCUUCCCGUUGCACUGCCAUUACAGGGCACUGCCACGCCCUCAGCCACGCCCGCUUCACACUUUGAGCUGAAUGCCACGCUGCUGAGCAGCACAGUGGCCAAUCUGCUGGCCAACGAUAGUGGCUUCCUGGAUCCCGCUCUGGCUGAGGAGGAUUGGUUCGACCAGGUCGUCUUGUUCUUCAAGGGAUUCGUCAUGCUGUUCAUCAUCAUUGCGGCCAUUUGCGGCAAUCUGCUUGUUAUUAUUUCUGUGAUGCGUGUUAGAAAAUUAAGAGUUAUAACGAAUUACUUUGUAGUUUCCUUAGCCAUGGCUGAUAUAAUGGUCGCUAUUAUGGCCAUGACAUUUAACUUUAGUGUGCAAGUAACUGGGCGCUGGAACUUCAGCCCCUUCCUGUGCGAUUUGUGGAACAGCCUUGAUGUCUACUUCUCAACAGCGAGUAUUUUGCAUUUAUGCUGCAUAUCUGUGGAUAGAUACUAUGCGAUUGUUAAGCCGCUCAAGUAUCCGAUUAGCAUGACGAAACGCGUGGUCGGCAUCAUGUUGCUGAACACAUGGAUUUCGCCGGCGCUGCUCUCGUUCCUGCCCAUCUUCAUCGGUUGGUAUACCACCGAGGAGCACAGGAUCUAUGUCCAGCAGAAUCCCACACAGUGCUCCUUCGUGGUGAACAAAUACUAUGCCAUAAUUUCGAGCUCCAUUUCGUUUUGGAUUCCGUGUACCAUCAUGAUAUUUACGUACUUUGCCAUUUUCCGGGAGGCCAAUCGCCAGGAGAAGCAACUAAUGAUGCGACAUGGCAAUGCGAUGCUAAUGCAUCGACCAUCCAUGCAGCCAUCGGGCGAGGCACUGAGUGGCUCUGGGUCGUCGAAGACGUUGACGAUGCACGAGGUCGAGCAGGAGCACACUCCCACCAAGGACAAGCACUUAAUCAAAAUGAAGCGGGAGCACAAGGCCGCACGCACGCUGGGCAUCAUCAUGGGCACCUUCAUUCUCUGCUGGCUGCCAUUCUUCCUGUGGUACACGCUCUCCAUGACCUGUGGGCCCUGCCAGGUGCCGGAUAUUGUCGUCUCGAUCUUGUUCUGGAUCGGCUACUUCAACUCCACCCUGAACCCGCUCAUUUAUGCCUACUUCAAUCGCGACUUCCGGGAGGCUUUCCGCAACACGCUGCUCUGCCUGUUCUGCAACUGGUGGAAGGAUCGCCACCUGCCGCUGGACAUUGACAUCCGGCGGUCGAGCCUGCGCUAUGACCAGCGGGCAAAGAGCGUCUACUCGGAGAGCUACCUCAACUCGACGACACCCUCGCACCGCCGCCAGUCGCAGAUGGUGGACAACUUAUAAUACAGGGACGAGGCGCUGCUGACACCCAUUGCCCAGCAGCAGCAGCGGCUGGCGGCGGGCGGAUCCCGCCUGGGUGGACCCCUGGCAGCACCGGGACAACAGGAUAAGGAGCGGGCCAAGUCCUUGGCUGGCGAUGAUGUGCAGGAGAUUCAGAUCGAAAUACCCAUGGAGUACAUCAACAAAUGGAAUAAGAACAACAAUGCUGCCGCCUCGACGGCCUCGAGCCAUGUGUAAAGAGUCCUUGGAAAGAAUGGCGUAGGGGUGGGUGGAAUCAAUCGAUUGCAGCCGGGGGAAUCAAUUUAAUGCAAUUAAAAUGUUCCAUUAAUUUGUAAAAUUAAUAUGCCGGCUCAUGCGUCGGCUGAUUUACUCGUAAUGUUGACAUUAAUCAAUCAAUCGUUGGAGCGUGCCAAUUCAUUUGGCCGCCACUGUGCACACCCUCAUUUAUUUUCCUUUCCUUUUCGCUUAUUUUAUUUUCAAUUUCCGCUGCCGGGUCUACCCUACCCCAAUAGGAUAACUUAUUUAUUUAUGAUUUUGUGUCGUUUAAAUCUUGUUGUAAAUACUGAGUAUUUUUGUACGACUAAAUUAAGCGCAGGUUGUAAACUCAUUUUUGUACGCCAAUCCGAAAACAUGUAAAGCAUUUCGCUCACACACAAAACUACCAACUAAAAGAAGAAUCUAAAACAAAACAAAAAACCAAAACAAAAUUAAUUAAUUACAAAGGCAAUCACCGCAACUCACUGAGCUAAACCGAUAGAGAAAUAGAGAAGAGCUAUAACGCUAAAACUGUGCCAAUUAAGAGACCGCAAAUUAUAGAAAACUACAUGAGAAUUCCCGCAAAUAAAAUACAGAGAAAUCAUA